GUUCAUUAUGACGUCUUACGGAACGUCGCACACUGCGAGUUGACUACACGAAGCAACCAAGGACAUCCAGCAGAAUAUACUCUCAAGAGGUGUUGGGGAUGGCAGUGGAUUGGGCUGGAUAUGGAUACGCAGCGCUAGUUGCAUCUGGUGGAGUCAUUGGAUAUGUUAAAGCAGGCAGUGUCCCCUCUUUGGCAGCAGGGCUUGUCUUUGGAGGUUUGGCUGGUUUUGGUGCUUACCAAACAUCACAAGAUCCUGGAAAUAUUUGGGUGUCUUUAGCUGCAUCUGGGACGCUUGCUGCUAUCAUGGGGAAGAGAUUCUACAACUCACGCAAAAUCAUUCCAGCUGGUCUCAUUGCUGGAGCGAGUGUCCUGAUGCUGGCAAAACUUGGAGCCGGAAUGUUGCAGAAACCUCAGAAAUCAUGAUACUGAAACAAAAAUUAUGUCUGCUAUUGUUC
This is a messenger RNA of Danio aesculapii, 454 nucleotides long. RefSeq names its product transmembrane protein 14Ca (gene tmem14ca). Bases 99 to 422 code for a protein of 107 amino acids. The transcript has 5 exons. NCBI's taxonomy places the organism in Eukaryota, Metazoa, Chordata, Actinopteri, Cypriniformes, Danionidae. The record is from RefSeq and is a predicted model, not a curated record. Gene Ontology annotation, cellular component: mitochondrial membrane. Gene Ontology annotation, biological process: regulation of heme biosynthetic process.